Molecule: messenger RNA, 5604 nt
Organism: Python bivittatus (Burmese python)
Lineage: Eukaryota; Metazoa; Chordata; Lepidosauria; Squamata; Pythonidae
Source: RefSeq, a predicted model, not a curated record
GGUCAUUAGUGCCUUGAGUGAGAACCACAGAUUAGUUAUUGUCUAUCUGUGUGGUUUUGUGGCAUUACUUGCUUCAGUAAAUAAUUUUUCAUGGAAGUUGUGGGUAUUCAAUAGACACAGCAGCAUACCAAAUGGUAAUAGUGUCUAGCAGCUUAUAAACCCAAUCAAUCAAUAAGCCAAAAAGAAGCUAUCUUUGAUUUUUUUUUAAAUUUAUGCCACUUUCAAGGGCCUUUACUUCCCUGAAAUACAGUUGUGUUUCCAUGCUGAUGGAACAGGGUCCCCAGUGGAAGGGACCCUCUGCUCCUUCUGUGCAAGAGCAGUUUUGAGGGGCACAUAAGGGGAGUGAAAGGGGAAGGAAAACAAGGGGAGGUCCCACCAUAUGAAUGACAGCUAGAUUGGAGCCCAGUGUUUUCUUAAAUGGGGCUCUGCAUUGCUUUGGAUUUGACUGGAAAAAGGUGUUUGCAGGCACAAAAGUAGUAUCUGUCUGGCAUUCUUCAAAGCAACGUGGUCCUCUGAAAAGACACAGCUGCUUUAAAGAGUAGCCAACCAGUGGUACGUGUAUGCCCGUAUCUGUUUAAUGCAUGGCGGUUGUGUUUCCCACGGCUGGUUAAACAGCCAAGAACCAACCUGGUUUAAGGCUGUUUGUUUUUCAAAGAAAUCAGACUUACUGCUACCCUUUAACAACAUGUGUGUGUGAGUGUGCUUGGGUCUUAACGUGUAUUUAUAUGGAUUGCACGCAGGCAAAUCGACAGGCACCGCAGCUUCUGCCGUAAUAAAUCCCCACGUCUUUUAGGUGCCCGGAGUCUCUGUGUUUCCUCCCUCCAGUUGCAGAAGGUUGCCAAAACUUCACUAGGCUUUGGGAGAUGUUUCGACAAGAUUAUUGUGGAAUGACAUCUUCUGUAGCAGACCUGAUUAGCAUUUAGAUUUGUUGUCGUCUGCAUAACCACAGUUCACACCUCUGAAGACUAGAAUUAAGUGUGAGUUGUUAACAUAAUUACAUGCCUUUACUCGGGCUUGUUUGAUGCUACAGAACGAUAUCAGGGCAGAAAUUUUUCAAGGAUGCCCUUGACUUUGGGUUAGUCCAAUGUUGAGAAACACUGGUUUAAUCCUUUGCUUUUCAUUCCAUGAUAUUAUCUUCCUGCUUUUUUUAAUAGCAUCUUUUCAAAAGCACCAAGUAUCUUUAUCAGAGAGAAACUUUGGGGAAGCAGAUUAGCUUGGAUAAUAAUGGGGCUAUCCUGAAAUGUAAUCUGUAUAUUUGUGUAUCAUGCUAGGCUAGAACACACGUCGUAUUAAGCUCUGAUUUAUUAGCGAAACUGAAGUUCAGUAUGAUAAAUGUAGACUUGGCAAGCGUAAGCUUGCUCAUUCUCUUCUGCUCUGGAAAGGUUUUCCUUUUGGUUUCAUUAACCACAGUCUGUUGUGCUGCCUGGCAUGACAGACCAUGAUUAACAGGCCAGGCAAGCCCCUUCCAAGCUGCCAGGCCUGAGGUGGCUUUUUAAAACCAAAUUUACUUAAGCUGGCCAAUAAUUCUUGAGGCAGAGAACUCCAGAAAGGAUGGGGAACUGAAAGCAAAAGCUUAUUUUCAUUUAGUUAUUUAUUUAUUUUCCAAAUGUAUCUGUGCCAUCUAUCUCACUGUACAAGUGGCUGUAAGCAGCAUUCCCCCUUUCUGGUUGUGUUGGGAGAAUGAAAUGGGGGACUGAAGUGUUUUGGGGUAGAGGUUGGCAUGCAGUCAGUGCCUCCUCAACUCAAAUGCAUAUUUUCCUGAAAUUGCACCGCUAAAAUGUAAACCCAAGAGUCUUUAAGAAGGUGCAGACAGCUGCAUUGCAUGCAGCCCCACCAGCACCCAACCCCCUUUCUUGCUUCUGAUGCAAAGCAUUUUUCACCCCUCUUAAAAAUCAAAGAAAGCCACCAGUUUCCAUCUAGAAGCUGACCUUCGCCCAUAUAUGUGAUGAAGCCUCACUCAUCUUGUAACCUUCACCCUCCCCUUAAGUGCCUCUCUUAAGUUGCCCCCCUGUGCUAAAUUGUGGCCUUCUUAACCAUAGUUGGUUGGCUAAGCCUUAAUCAGCUGGGUUCAUAUCACACAUUAAGCCACACAUUAACUGGCUUCGCACAUUCAUGCUAAGCCAGAGUGAAUUAAGAUAUACUGUAGCUUGAUGUGACAUAUGAACCCAGUCUUAAUGUCACCCAGAUUUUGGCUGAAAAGUUUUUUUCUUUUCCAGCUUUGAUCUCACUCCUGAAAUAAGUUGAUUUCCUGAGAAAUAUCUGAAAGCACCUGACAGGUUUGAUCUGAGUUGGAGAGGAUCCAUUCCCAGACAGAUAUAAUCUGUGGUUUCCACAGAUUGCAACAGUACUAUUUCUUUUUCUUUUUUUUUUCCUGAAAGCACAACUUAGCAACAAGGAUCUUGUGGGUUCCUGCAUUGCAGAUCACUGGGAGAUUUCCAACGCAGGGGCUUCCAAGAGUCACCUUGCAAAGGAAGUUGAAUCUAUGGAUUGCGUGCAUUUUGAACCUCUUCAAAAUGUCUUUUCUUUCUUUCUUUGAAGCAGAUUUUGUUUACGAUUUGAGAAAUUUGAGUUAGCUGACAUUGGCAAAUGCCCUAGUGUUAUUGGUUUCUGAAAAAGUUAUGUAUUUUUAUUUAUUUAUUUAUUCAAUGUAUAGGGCUGCCUAUCUCACAUAAGUGACUCUGGGUGGCUAGUAGGGAUAAAACCAUCAUUAUAAUCAUAAAGUAGAAAUGCAGAGCAAAAAUGAAAAAUGGUGGCCAAGACCACCAACACUAAUCUCAAUAACUCACAGACUCACCUAACCUAACCUCCCCACCUGAUGGGCUGGAUAGAGACAACUGGAGAAAAGUGGUCCCUUGAAUAUCCUGGCCCUAUGCCAUGAAUUUUAAAGCCAGUGCCAUCAUAAAAACACCCAACCCUGUUUCUGAAGCUGCUUUAGUCUAGUUGGUCCCUCCAUAUGGUGUUAGACUACGGUUCCAAUCCCCACGGGCCACGCUGGCUGAAAUCAAUGACAAUGGAGCGUCCAAGGUAUCUGGAGAACAUUAUCCUAAAUGCUGGUCUCAGGGCGCUGUAAAUGGGUUACUAGCUUUCUAAAAGUGGGCCUUAUAGAAGACACGGUUCAUGGAGGAUCUCACUCCUCCCCACAGCUGUUGGUUAAGUGGUUGCUGCUGUAGACAGGAGACCUGGGGUCUUUGUCCCAGUAUCUUUCUCCAGGGAGUGUCCUAACUCAGUCAUAAAAUGUAUACAGAGAAUCUCAGCCUGUCAUUUACAAUUAUUUCUGGAAGUAAGAGAUGGCAAAGAUAUCUGUUGGAUUGUCCAUCAGAGCAGAAAAUGUUGGAUCGGUGCUUUGAUUCUUAAGAAAGUAGCUUCCUGUAUUCACAGCUUCAGGGUCAGCCAGCAAAAAACUGGAAACCUACAAAAAUAUUCAGUGACAUGUAUAUAACCUAGAGAAAACAUUUUUACUUAAAGUGCUGUUUCAAGAGUCCUUUCAACAGCUUUAUUAAUCUGAUGAACUUUCAUAGCCCAUACUCCAGAUGCAUUUUGAUGUGCAAAUAAGAUUUGAGUUCCCCUCUGUGUCAGUAGCCAAGAAUGUAGUAGUCUAGGGUAACUGUUGAGCUGGACAUUUUAGGUAGUGUUGUUUUAAAGAGGGGAUUUACUAGGAGCAUGGAGGUCCAUCAGGGAUCUGCCAUGAAACUGAAUGAAUAUUUUACCCAGAGGGCUUUCCAUGUGACAAAUAAUGAUUUUGAUUGCAAAAGUCAGGGCCGUGACCAGAACAUCUGCCUGUGGGACUUAGCUGAAGGAAGGAACAUUGUCACAGACUCUCUUUUCAUGGAGAAUGUUGGGUUCUGCAAAUGUUCACACACUGAGGUGACAGAGAAACGGUGUCUCCUGGCCACACCUUGGAAAGGGUUAGAAGAGGUUCAGGUUCUGGAGCUGCCGUCUAAGACAUCAAUCUGUACCUUGAAGCCAGAGACCGGUGCCAGGAUGGGCAUGCCCAUGUGCCUGAAGAUGUGGUGGCCCAAUGUUGGCUCACAUCCUCUCCUUCUGAUCGGCUAUGAGGAUGGAUCAGUGGUUCUGUGGAAUUUGUCAAUGGGGAGAAUGCUGAGUCGGCUGACAUGUCAUCAGGAGCCAAUCAUGAGCCUUGACUUUGAUUCUGAGAAGACCAAGGGAGUCUCUGCUUCGUCCGAGAAGAUGCUUUGCGUCUGGAACCACACUGAGCUGCAAAACCUGGAGCUUCAACAAACGUACCAGCUCACCAAUCCUGGGAUCGCCGAGGUGACUCUUCGUCAAGACAAGAAGAUCUUGGCCACGGCUGGCUGGGAUCACCGCAUCCGCCUCUUUGGCUGGAAGAAGCUUAAGCCGUUAGCUGUCCUAGACUACCACACAUCAACAGUCCAUUGCGUAGCCUUCUCAGAUCACAACCAGCCCAGCGAGAGACUAAUGGCAGCUGGCUCCAAGGACCACCGCAUCAGUGUCUGGUCAAUAUAUAAUCAGACAUGAAAUGAGGACAGGAGAAGACCAAUAUUUGCAAAGUUCAAAGUUGAGGCCAAGAUGAGAGAGAACCAGUCACUGUCCUACAGAUUGGAAGGAGAACAUCAACUUCAGCAUAAGCUCUUGAGUUCAGUAUCAGCAAAAACCUUGGGAAACCCUUGGGUAGGAUCCCCUCCCAGUCAGCUCUCCAUUGCUACUAGUUGCCUGAUGACUGAGCAAGUGUCAUCUGCCAUCCCUUCUACUUCUCAGCAAUCUCAGAAUUCUGAGUAAGGAUGCUCACCACCACACAUUUGUUAUGACAAGGGGUCUCCCUUCCUCCUGAUGGCAUAAGGAAUUACCCAUAAUGAGCUUGGUCUAGAAUAACCACCCCUUCUGUCUCAUGGAAAUCAGUGAGAAAAGUUGGUCACAGCUGAGUGCUACGUGAUCUCAUGGUGGACCUCUCCGGCUCGGAAUAUGAGAUCUAGGACUUUGAGAAACGCCUUUGCAGUGUCUUAAUUAUGCCAAGAUGCCAGGUUGUUUCUCCUCUUUGUCUACCUUCCUUUUCUCUGUGUCAUCCUUAGUUUGCUCACUGUCCUGAUGGCUUCCCAGAUUUAAAUUGACAGCCAAGAACGUGGCAAGGGACAGAUGUACAAAUUUCAUUCUCUUUUCACCCCAAAUUAUUCCAUUAAUCUGCAAAGAAAAGGGUGGAUGGGGAUCCAAGAUCUUACUUGGGUUGUGGCAGAAGCAUGUCAGAGACUGAGAGAUCUUUCUUUCCAUAGAUCAACACACAGAAGGAUUUAGCUCAGCAAUCUAGCUGAUAUUCUCCUUUGAGACUCUGGAAUAGUUUCUCCAGUGUAGCAAAUUGUGCUUGUUAUAGGACUUGAUUCUUUACUUGCACAUGGGAAGAAAAUGUCCUUGAGUGUCUGAACCAGGGCAGACCAUCAGUUUAAACAGACUCAGCUUAUUUAAUGAGCCAUCUUUCCCAGGGAUUAAAUGUUACAAUAAAUGUGUAUGUUCCAAAACACAAUAAUGGUCUCUUUCUGUAGGCAACUAGUUUGAAAAGAGUCUCAAACAAACUCGGCAAUUUGUUGUUAGAGGUUUAAAAAAACGAUGGACAAAUCUGUCUCCUGGUUUCUC